CUCCGCAUGUGGUGGACGCGGAACGCUUGGGAUCCCUUCGCCAGCUUCGCCGCUUUCCGCGCGCUCUGUACCCCGGCCCCUGGCGCCGGCCUGGGGGGGCCGAGGAGGCAGGGGGCCGAAAGGGCUGUUCCGCUGUCGGCCCUCCGGCGUUGCGGCCGGAACCGCGGAGAGCCUGCUGCAGUGGUCGCGGGCCCACCGCCGCGGCCGGUGCCUGGACCGACUCUCUUUCUCAAAGGAGACUUCUCCUCAGCGGUUGCUGCAGAGGGAGAUGAAGGACCUGUUAGACCGUGAGACGACUUCGGGGCCGGCCAACUAGGAGGACUCGGCGAGAGGGCGCCCGUCCCCUCCCGGCCUUGCUCCUUUGGCGCCGUGAGCGAGAUCCAUUGAUGAGAUGAAACGGUUGGAGGAAAUGUCAGGUAUGUUUCAGAGCUCUGGAAUUGAGCGCCACCCCCCAGAACCAAAAUCCCAGACAGAAGGGAUUGAAGAUUCAGGAGGCAAAGAGCAGCCAUGGGAGAUGGUGAUGGAUAAGAAACACUUCAAGCUGUGGCGGCGUCCCAUUUCAGGCACCCACCUUUACCAGUACCGAGUGUUUGGAACCUACACGGACGUGACACCGCGGCAGUUCUUCAAUGUUCAGCUGGAUACAGAAUAUAGGAAAAAGUGGGACGCCCUGGUGAUCAAGCUGGAAGUGAUCGAGAGGGAUGUGGUCAGUGGCUCUGAGGUUCUUCACUGGGUGACCCAUUUUCCUUACCCGAUGUACUCAAGGGAUUAUGUGUACGUUCGGCGGUACAGCGUGGAUGAGGAAAACAACGUGAUGGUGUUGGUGUCACGUGCUGUGGAGCACCCGAGUGUGCCAGAGUCUCCGGAAUUCGUCAGGGUCAGAUCAUACGAGUCCCAAAUGGUUAUCCGUCCACACAAGUCAUUUGAUGAGAACGGCUUUGACUACUUGCUGACAUACAGUGACAACCCCCAGACCGUGUUUCCGCGCUACUGCGUUAGUUGGAUGGUUUCCAGUGGCAUGCCAGAUUUCCUGGAGAAGCUGCACAUGGCCACUCUGAAAGCCAAGAACAUGGAGAUCAAAGUGAAGGACUAUAUCUCAUCUAAGCCUUUGGAAGUGGGGACUGAGGCCAAAGCCGCCACCCCAUCUUCUGAGCGCAAGAGCGAGGGCAGCUGUGGGCCUGCCCGCAUCGAGUACGCUUGACAGGCCCUGGGGGAAGUGGGGCCAGGCGGGUUCCAGCCCUGUCUCGGCGUCAUCACUCCCUCCACUGCGGAACAGGGUGGGUUCGCAGGGCUCUGCUAUAGCCACCACGCAGGCUGAUUCAGUACUGGUGUCCGCUCUCAGAGCCCUGCUGCUCUGUAUCGGAACAGGAGGAGGCGGCAUCUGAAGGGCCUUGUCAUGUUCUAGGGCCAAGUGUUUUGAAACUGGUGUUCCUGGAGCUCCUCUGGAACCAGCCUUGCCUCAGGCCGGAGGGGACGACAUCAUUUACUUUCUCUGCCCACAUUCCGUUCUCAGCCUCGGUUCUGCGGCACUUUGGAUUGGUUUCCUUCGGUUCUGAAGGUCCAACUGGACCACUUGGACAGUUGAGUUUUCAAUGACAGGUCAUGGCGGGAGGCACUCUAGGUCACAGUCCUGGUUUUGAGGGGGCGUGAACUAUUGCUUGGCAGCGUAAGUGCCUUGUCCUCACCUUCCGCUGUCUCUAGGGACAUAAAGUUUGUACUAAGAGAUGUCAAUCUCUGCCUCCCAUUGCCGUUCCCCACGCAAAACAGUUUCCCUUGAGUCAGCCAGUUCUUCGGUAUUCAUGUGCUGUGUUCAUCUGGGUCACCGCCUCCCUGUGUAGCCCAUUUACCAAGAACGCUGGGAAACUAAACACUGUCAGACAGUAACUCUAUCAUCAGUGUUUUUGAUAGGAUCAGUGGAGAUGCUCAAAACAUCCAGUUUAGCUUUGUGUUUUUUUUUUAAACUUUUGUGUUAGAAAGCGGGGGUGGAAUUAGGGAAUGGAAUAGGAUUUUUUUCCCAUAGUCUGGGCUGUAUAGACAGCACUGUUUUGAUUCGGGAAUUAUUUUUCACACUUGGGGUUUGACUUAAUGCCGGCACCUUGGCCAUCUUGGAAGGCUGAAGGCAGAGGGGUGGGGGUUGGGCACCUCCCUGGAAGCUCUCAGAGCUGCAGACAAGCUGUGUGAGCAGACAGAUGCAGUCGGUCCCAAAUGCUCAUCAAGGGGGAUGUGAUUCAUGUGACCCUGUGAAAAGCUUUUUGUCCUCUUCCAAGCUAAAAUUAAGGCAAACCACGCUGUUCAGAUAAAAUCACAAUCAGAUGGGAUUGGUCUGGCCUGGCUAACUGUCAUGCUGCACUCUGACCAGGAGCAUCUGAAAGGGCUUCAGAUCCUCCUCCUUUCCCUUAUUAGAAUAUGAAUGACCAGAUUUCUCCCACCCCCACUCGCUACCCUUUUGUGUUGCUGAAAGGGGAGCGAAAGCUGAGAUUAAGCCCGUUAAACUUUUUGUGGCCUAAGUUUGUGCCAAGGAAAUGCCUGCUCCACUCUUUGACUUCUUGCAAUCUCCGCGUCGUUGGCAGACCAGAUGGGUGCCUCAGACAGCCCCAGCUUCUCUUCAUCGGUUGUGUCUCCCUCCUCAUCCCCAGGCGCGAGUCCCUGGGUUGCAUUGGAACUUAGCGCCAGUGACUGUUGGGACAGGGGUGGUAUGGGUGAGUGCCAUGAGUACACUUGAGUAAAGGAGCUGUGUGUUGCUCACGUGCUUUUUGGCAAUUUGACUCUUCACUUGGUCUUGGUCUGUACAGUUACUUACGUCAUUGUAAUGAUUUCACUCCUGACUGUGAUGUUUUUACCAAAUGCGUGAAUAAAAGAUUGGUAUGAA
Molecule: messenger RNA, 2869 nt
Organism: Dama dama (fallow deer)
Lineage: Eukaryota; Metazoa; Chordata; Mammalia; Artiodactyla; Cervidae
Gene: STARD7
Product: StAR related lipid transfer domain containing 7
Exons: 8
Coding region: 392-1201 (269 amino acids)
Molecular function (GO): lipid binding
Source: RefSeq, a predicted model, not a curated record